Messenger RNA from Capronia epimyces CBS 606.96, 1050 nucleotides. Its product is annotated as alcohol dehydrogenase. The record is from RefSeq and is a predicted model, not a curated record. The transcript has 5 exons. Bases 1 to 1050 code for a protein of 349 amino acids. Gene Ontology annotation, molecular function: zinc ion binding; oxidoreductase activity. Lineage: Eukaryota; Fungi; Ascomycota; Eurotiomycetes; Chaetothyriales; Herpotrichiellaceae.
AUGGGUUCUUCAGAGCUUCCCUCCACGAUGAAGGCGCUGAAGUACGAUCAGCCCGAGAAAUUCAGCGUCGUCGAAGUUCCCCUGCCCAAACUGCGUGACCACGACGUCCUGAUCAAAGUCAAGGCUUGCGGUGUGUGUGGCACUGACUUGCAUAUCCAUGAAGGUGAAUUUCUGGCCAAGUUCCCUUUGAUCCCUGGUCACGAAACCGUCGGCGUCGUUGCUGCGGUUGGGCCCCACGUCAAGGGCUUCAGUGUGGGUGACCGCGUGGUCGCCGACAACUCUGAACUCUGCGGGGAAUGCUUCUAUUGCCGUCGUGGAGAGGAGCUGCUCUGUGAAGACUUCCAGGCUCACGGUGUUACCAUGGACGGUGGAUUUGCCGAGUACUGUGCCUACCCAGCAAAGCGGGUUUUCCACAUCGAGAAUCUCUCUGAUGUCGACGCCACCCUCCUCGAGCCCGCAUCCUGCGCUGCUCACGGUCUGGACAAGAUCUCUCCCAAGAUGGGUUCCACUGUGCUCAUGUUUGGUGCGGGACCUACGGGCCUGGUGUUGGCCCAGAUGCUGCGUCAGAACGGUGGCUGCAAGGUGGUCAUUGCAGCGCCCGAGGGUCUGAAGAUGGAUCUUGCCAAAUCCUUGGAUGCUGCGGAUGAAUACGUCGCGCUCUCUCGAAAGGACCCUAGCGCACAGUUCGAGACGCUCAAGAAAGAAAACCCGUACGGAUUCGACAUUGUCGUCGAGGCGACGGGCAGUGUCAAGAUCCUCGAGGACGCGAUCAACUAUGUCCGAAGGGGUGGCAAGCUCGUCGUGUACGGUGUGUAUGGCAGCAAGGACCGUGUCACAUGGCCACCGUCCAAGAUCUUUGGUGACGAGAUCACCAUCCUCGGUUCUUUCAGCGAGACAUACAAGUUCCCCGCCGCCAUCGACUAUCUGGACUCCGGCAAGGUCAAGGUCAAGGGAAUCGUCAACAAGACGUUCAAGCUGGACCAGUGGGCCGAGUGUCUCGAGUCGAUGAAGAACAAGAGUGCCAUCAAGGCGGCCAUCGUUUUCGACUAG